This is a messenger RNA of Betta splendens (Siamese fighting fish), 792 nucleotides long. RefSeq names its product plasminogen-like. Bases 1 to 459 code for a protein of 152 amino acids. The transcript has 3 exons. Gene Ontology annotation, cellular component: extrinsic component of plasma membrane. NCBI's taxonomy places the organism in Eukaryota, Metazoa, Chordata, Actinopteri, Anabantiformes, Osphronemidae. Gene Ontology annotation, molecular function: endopeptidase activity; signaling receptor binding. Gene Ontology annotation, biological process: proteolysis. The record is from RefSeq and is a predicted model, not a curated record.
AUGCUUCUCCCCAUCACAGCAUUGUAUGAUGUGAAGCAUGACGUUGGCACUAGAGGGGUGCUGGUGGCUGCAGGGAGCCUAGCAGGCUUUCCUAGUUUUAACAGACUGUACUUAGUAGAAACUCUGUGCCUUAUAGAGGAGUGUAUGCGCUGCAACAGUGACGACUACAGAGGAAAAAUCUCCAUCACUGACAACAGCCUCACCUGCCAACACUGGGACUCCCAGACACCUCAUAAGCAUGACUACACCCCCAGCGCUCAUCUAAACAAGCAUCUUGAAGAAAAAGAGCAACGCUUGAAUAAAAUGGAACACAACAACAGUUCCGUCUACGUUUUAGACACCCAGAGAAGCCUCUGGAAGAAAACUACUGCAGGAACCUGGGUGGAGAGCCCCGGCCUUGGUGGUUCACCACCAAACCAUCCAAGCGAUGGGACUACUGCGCUGUACCUCUCUGCUUAAAUCCCACCAUUGUGUCAGACCUGACCUGUGCCAAUGGUAAUGACGAAGCACACAGUACAGAGGCCCAGUUUCUUGGAUGUGGUCUGGAAACACUUGCUAGAGUUGGUCAUCUCAGACGCUACAAUGGAUCACCAGCAACUACCCUGACAGGUAGUUGCUUCUCCUUCUUUCCCUGUCAUUUUCCUCAUUCAUCAGCUCCUCAGAAUCUUCCUUCCAUCUUCUCUGCACACUCUCCUGGGUUGUUAACUCUUUUCCAUCACCCUUACACACCCUUCAUUCCCUUUUGGAAGGAAGUGUUGUCUACAGCCAUGUCCAUCCUCUUAGCAAAGUCCA